ACCCUCUUCUGCAGAGCGGCUUUGCGAUGGAGCCCUGAGCACUUUCGUUUUUGUUUCCCUUUUCCCCCCGUAUCCCCAGAGUUGUUGAAAAGGUUUUUUUUAAAAAAAAACUUGACACAUAAUCAGUGGAUAUCUUACACUAUAACGAUGUGGAUCCAAAUUCGGACCAUAGACGGCAAAGAAACGCGGACCAUUGAGGAUCUUUCCAGAUUAACUAAAAUUGAGUGUCUGAGGCUAAAGAUUAAAGACAUUUUCAACGUGAACCCGGAACAUCAGCGGCUGUUUUACAGGGGAAAACAGAUCAACGAGCUGGUGGACUGUAGAGACAUCAGCAUCGGUGCCUGGUUCGAAGCCAGCAUUGAGAACGUGAGCCGGGCCUCAAAGGGACAGAAUGGCCAGGCCCCAGCACUGGGAAAGAGCGGGAAGCCCGGCAAAAGGACUAACGGCAAGCUGGGCAUAGACCAGCGCCGCUCGGCCAUGGACAGUCGCGGCAACGCCGUGUUGAACUCAGACUGCGGGCCUUCUACCUCUCACACAGACUGCGCGGACAGUGAGGAAGUCAUUUAUCAUAUCAAAUAUGACGACUACCCUGAAAACGGUGUGGUGGAGAUGAGCGCUGAGGACGUCCGGCCUCGUUCUCGGACCCUGCUCAAGUGGGAGCAGCUGAAGGUGGGUCUGGUCGUCAUGGUGAACUACAACAUUGAGAUCCCAGAGGAACGAGGAUUCUGGUAUGAUGCGGAGAUCACUGCCCUCAACGAGGUGUCCAGGACCAACAAGGAGCUUCGCGUGAAGCUCCUGCUCGGGGGCCCCGGUGAUGUCAUCAGCGACUGUAAGCUCCUCUUCCCUGAUGAGAUAUACAAGAUCGAGAAGAAAGGAGCAGCACCCUUGUCAGCAAUAGACGGGCAAUUUAAACGGAAGACCGGGCCGGAGUGUAAGCACUGCAAGGCCGACCCAGAAUCGGAGUGCCGCUUCUGCUCGUGCUGUGUCUGCGGCGGCAAACAGGACGCCCACAUGCAGCUGCUGUGUGACGAGUGUAACAUGGCCUUCCACAUCUACUGCCUGAACCCGCCGCUCACAGCCAUCCCCGACGACGAGGACUGGUACUGCCCCACCUGCAAGAACGACACCAGUGAGGUGGUGAAAGCUGGGGAGAAGCUGAAGGCUAGCAAGAAGAAGGCCAAGAUGCCCUCGGCGCACACAGAGAGCCAGCGGGACUGGGGCAAAGGCAUGGCCUGCGUGGGUCGUACAAAGGAGUGCACCAUCGUCCCCUCCAACCACUACGGGCCCGUCCCGGGCAUUCCCGUCGGAACCACAUGGAAAUUCCGUGUGCAGGUUAGCGAGGCUGGAGUGCACCGACCCCACGUGGGAGGCAUCCACGGCCGCAGCAACGACGGCUCCUACUCGCUGGUGCUGGCCGGGGGCUUUGAGGACGAAGUGGACAGAGGUGAUGAGUUCACGUACACGGGCAGUGGGGGUCGUGACCUUUCAGGGAACAAGCGCAUUGGGGAGCAUUCCUUUGACCAGACCCUGACUCACAUGAACAGGGCCCUGGCGCUGAAUUGCGACGCUCCGCUGAAUGAUAAGGAUGGGGCGGAGUCCCGGAACUGGCGGGCGGGGAAACCGGUGCGUGUGGUGCGCAGCUCCAAGGGCCGCCGCAUCAGCAAGUACGCGCCGGAGGAGGGCAACCGAUACGACGGCAUCUACAAGGUGGUGAAGUAUUGGCCUGAGAUUGGGAAGUGUGGCUUCCUGGUGUGGAGGUACCUGCUGCGGCGAGACGACCUGGAACCGGCGCCGUGGACGCCUGAGGGGGCCGAGCGCAUCAAGAAGCUGGGGCUCGUGGUGCAGUACCCACCUGGUUACCUGGAAGCGAUGGCUAACAAGACCAAGAAAGAGGCUGCCGUUCGGGGCAGCGGACGAGGGAAGAGGUACUCUGGGAGAGGACGGCCGAGAUCGGGCCCGGAGAAGAAGGCGAAAGUUAAAAAGGGCGAUGGGGCUCCAGAAAAAGACAGAGGACCGCAGAGUAAUGGGGGCCAGAAGGUGUCCAGGGAAAAAGAGGUGCCUGUGGACGAGCCCGCGGUGAAGCGGCUGAAGGGGGUGGAGCCAUUUCAUCUCUCCGAGCAGCAGCGAGCUCUCAUUCAAGAGGACGAACUGAACAGGAAGCUUUGGGAGGAGGCCAUGAACUACCUAUUGGAGGGGCCUAACUUCCUGAAGAAGGUGGAGCAGCUCUUCAUGUGCGUCUGCUGCCAGGAGCUGGCCUUCCAGCCCGUCACCACUGUGUGUCUCCACAAUGUCUGCAAGACCUGCUUGCAGAGAUCAUUCCGUGCAGAGGUGUACACUUGUCCAGCUUGCCGCCACGACCUGGGCAAGGACUAUGUGAUGAUCCUCAAUAAAACACUACAGGUGCUGCUAGACCAGUUCUUCCCGGGGUACAGCAAGGGACGAUGAGUCACCACUGUCGCACACGUACGCACUCAGACACACGCACACUCAGACCAUCACCACACACGUACACAGGAACACAGAGCCACAGCUAAUCCGCACCAACAGAAACACCCUGCCCGUCCUAUGGCUGACUGCCCUUCAACCUGGAUUCCAUUUCACCUUCCUUUCUUGAGGACACCACUCCUCCUUACUUUUCCCAGGACAAUGCAGGUGUCACUUCCUAUAAAGCCAGUUUAUUACCCUUCCCUUCCUGACUGUAAAUACCGGACUUGCUCAACCCACACUGUGCGGCUGUAACCUUGACGAGACGUAGACCAACAACGAAACAGCCGAAAAAGUCCAUGAUGUAACAGUCUGCGCCGGAUGCCGCUCUGCUUAAGGUCACCCUCCCCAUGUGUCCUCGUCUACUUACCUGGUCCAAAACCCUUCAGUUCUUCCCAUUUUGUUGCCCUUUUUUGUGAUGUCGACAUAAAUGGUAAAGAAUUUUUUUAACACGAAAAUGAAAACGUUUUAAUGAUUAUAUUGCUUAUAAAGCGAACUGUGAUGUGCAUUACCUGUCUUUCAGCUCUUGUUUUUUUUUGUUUGUUUUUUUUAAUGACCUGUGCCUGUUCUUUCCGCGACUGGCGAGCUGAUGCCCCACCUUUCUGUGAACCUUCCCCUGUCCCUCAGUCUUGUACUCUCCAGUUCUAUACAGUACUAACAGUUGUAGUUCCGUGGACGCUUUGCUCUUGCAUUCAUGUUGAGUGUUAUACGUUUUAUUGCACUUAUGGAAAAGGAAAAAAAAAUGUAAUCUAAUUUCCAAAAUAAUUGAAGUAUGCCACUUUAAUACAAUUUUAGUUGCUUAUAUUUUAAUCAUUAGUUUGUUGUACGUGAGAAGCUUUACCUGCAGCGAUUUAAGUCUGAAGUACAUUGCUUCAUGUCGUGAUCUGAAAUUUUGUACAUGGUAUAAUACUUGAUAUGUACUUAUUAAAUAUUUUGAUUCCAAAAAA
Molecule: messenger RNA, 3431 nt
Organism: Paramormyrops kingsleyae
Lineage: Eukaryota; Metazoa; Chordata; Actinopteri; Osteoglossiformes; Mormyridae
Source: RefSeq, a predicted model, not a curated record